This is a messenger RNA of Nicrophorus vespilloides, 4522 nucleotides long. RefSeq names its product phosphatidylinositide phosphatase SAC2 (gene sp3). The coding region runs from base 519 to 4034 and encodes 1171 amino acids. The record is from RefSeq and is a predicted model, not a curated record. Gene Ontology annotation, molecular function: phosphatidylinositol-4-phosphate phosphatase activity. Gene Ontology annotation, biological process: phosphatidylinositol dephosphorylation; regulation of endocytic recycling. Gene Ontology annotation, cellular component: early endosome; clathrin-coated endocytic vesicle. The transcript is spliced from 12 exons. Lineage: Eukaryota; Metazoa; Arthropoda; Insecta; Coleoptera; Silphidae.
UCCAUGGUGUUUGUUUUUUUUAUAUUAGUAUUCUACUAAAUUAACGUUUCUCAAACAUUUUUUUUUGAUAGUCAAUUUUUCCGUGUGGAAUCAAAUAUCUGCAAUUCUUUUAAAUUGUGUUCAUACAAUUGCCGCUGAACAAUUAAUGCAUUUGUGGAUUGUUGUGUAUUUUUAGACUUAUCGAGCGUUCUGAUUCCGAGUAGCGGUGAAUCGAUAGGUUUUUAGGCGGAAGGUGAUUUCCAAAUACUAGCCGGAAUUGGAAUAAUGGAAAGCGCGCGAUGAUUGUGAGCAGAGUGAGCGCUCUAUUUGCGCGCAUGCCGCAGUUUCAUUGAUUCCGUGCACCUCUGGUGGCGUGAAAAUCUUGUUGUUUAUGCAAAUCGGUUGUCAGUGAGAUAAUAAAGGAAGCGCUGUUGUUUGUGAAGGAGGUGUGAAAAGUGUCGGAUACAAAUUUUUCAGUUUAUUCGAUUGAAAUUGUGCUGGGUUAGUGAGGGGAUUCCCUUUAAGGGACGGGCCGCACCAUGGAACUGUUUCGGACCGAUGAAUUCUACAUUUUCGUCAAGGAUCAACACUCGCUGUGGUGGGACAGACAGACAGGUGCUUUCAUCCCUAAAACUGGUUGGGACUUGGCGGAUGCAGAGGAUCCAACAUGCCUAGGGAUAUGCCAUGGUCUGAUUGGAAAAGUCGAGCAUCCCUCUGUUUUCGAUCCCAGGCUGAUUGUGAUCAAGGAGUGUAGUCCUGUGGGCAAAAUUCAUGGAGACCAUGAAGUCUUCAAGAUAAAGUCUAUAGCCUUUCUCAAUUUGGGUAUGGAUAAUCCCAAUCUGAAUUUGCAACAGUGUGCCAAGCAUAAGACCAUUCCCACCCCCAAGAGGGGCGCAGCCAAUCCCUUCAUGGAUUUGCAGAAAAAUGCGGCUUUCACAAAGACUUUAGGCACAUUGAAGAGCGCUGGGAAUGCUAUCAAGUCCACCACACAACAGGCAGCUGCUAUGGCCACAGGAUCUCCGCUGAAAAAGGACGCGAAAGACAAGGAGAAGUUCGAGAAACAGAUUGUCGAGGAGUUCUACAAGAUUUUCACCGACACAAACUCUUUCUACUUCUCUCGCACUUGCGAUAUCACAAGUAGCUUACAGAGGCUUUGCAGUCUUGAGAAGAGCAAGCAGAUUGAAGCGAGCGCGUUGUGGAGGACCGUCGAUGAUCGUUUCUUCUGGAACAAAAAUAUGUUGAAGCAACUGAUUAGUUUGGAUAAUAGCCUCUGUGAUCCUUGGAUUAUGCCCAUAAUACAAGGUUACAUUCAGAUUGAAGAGUGUAAGGUUGAAGUGGAUCAAGACAUUAGAGGCGUCAAGACCAGUCCGAAAUAUGAAAUUUUCAAGUUAUCUAUAGUUUCCAGACGCAGUCGUUUCAGAGCCGGGACCAGAUACAAGAGGAGAGGUGUGGACGAUCAGGGCGAGUGCGCCAAUUAUGUUGAAACGGAACAGCUGAUUGCGUAUCAACACCACGAAGUGUCGUUCGUGCAGGUUCGCGGAUCGGUGCCCGUCUAUUGGUCGCAGCCAGGCUACAAGUACCGUCCCCCGCCCCGUAUUGAUAAAGGUAAACAACCGACGGCAAUAAAAGGAAAUCGUGAGGAAGAGACGAAAAGUGCGUUCGAGAAGCACUUCAAGAAUGAGAUAGCCAGAUACGGUCCUGUGUGCGUGAUUAACCUUGUGGACCAAAGUGGCAAGGAGAAGGUGAUCUGGGACUCGUACUCUCAUCAUAUUUUCGAGUUUAACAGUCCUCACGUGACCUACGUGACGUUUGACUUCCACGAGUACUGCCGCGGUAUGCACUUCGAGAACGUGUCCAUCCUGAUCAACAGUAUUGCCGACAUCAUCAAGGACAUGAACUACUGUUGGCGUGAUCGCCAGGGCCACAUCUGUUCUCAGCUGGGAGUUUUCCGCGUGAAUUGCAUUGACUGCUUGGAUCGUACCAAUGUCGUGCAGACGGCGCUUGCCAAGUCCGUAAUGGAGAUCCAAUUCUGCAAGCUCGGACUGAUCACUCCGGAAGGCACCAUUCCUGACUCGAUCAAAAACACGUUUCAGCUACUCUGGGCCAACAAUGGAGACACUAUCAGCAAACAAUACGCAGGCACCAAUGCUUUGAAAGGCGAUUACACACGAACGGGCGAGAGGAAGUUCACGGGAAUCAUGAAGGACGGAAUGAACUCAGCAAAUAGAUUUUACCGGAAUCAUUUCGCGGACAGUGUGCGGCAAUGCUGCUUAGAUCUGUCUCAUGGCUCGCCGGUAAGAGUGAAUGAUUUUGAGGACAGCUGGUCGAGGUUGAACACGUUCGGCGGCAUCGCCAGCGAGCUCGUCCCUCUGGGAGGCGGCGCGCCCCAUUACAUACCCCACAUUGCCCUAGAGCAGGAGUUCGAACUAGCGAACGCCCUGUAUUACAUGUAUAGGUAUUAUUUGAGCCGAUUCAAAGAUUCUACCAGACAAGGCACUAUCGAUUUGAUGCUUGGCAACGGACAUUGUGUAUCUGAAGAUUUGUUCAACGAGACGCGAUCGAAUACAAACUUUGAAGAGGAUAGCGCUUCUACAGCGGAGCACGUUAAGCUCCUAAUUGAGGAUUGCAAGAAGAUGCUGAUAAACAAUCCGGAGAUUGUGCUGGGAGCUUGGGGACUGAUCAACGCCGAUCCUUUCACCGGAGACCCAAGCGAAACUGAGAUGGACUCGAUUCUGAUCCUCACCAAGGAUUCGUAUUUCGUCGCCGAUUACGACGAUCAAGUGGAUAAGGUCACCAAAUACCAAAGGGUCUGUUUGGACGACAUCACCGUGAUAGAGAGCGGAAUCCCAGAGUCCAGCGCGAAUAUAUUCAAGAGUAACAGUAAGAAUUUCUACAGCAUCCGCCUCAAUUACAAGGUAAAUGGAGUGACCGGAUACUACCACAUGUUCCGCUCUACAAAUCUGCAAUUCUUCAACAACAUGGCCGUAUUUCUGAAAAACGAAGAAGAGGAAAUUGAAUCGUUGAAGGCGAUAUGCGAGGCUUUUUCCGUCGCUUUAGAUAUUGGUGGCUUACCGCCAAUUCCCUACAAGCAGGGGCAAAAAUUGGAUCGAAGAAAGUCUAAGGUGAUCAGCGAUAACAGCGCCAGUAACGUUUACCUGGACAUAGUGGGACUGCCACAUUUGACGAGGAAUGUCUCUGAAACGCAACUUUUAGCGCUCAAGAACGCAGGUACCAAGGCACUUUCGAACAUGUCGCAGCAGUUCUCGCGCUUGAACCGCUUGGGAUCGAGUCUGAAGCCGAAACGACGUAGUCCCAAGUUCACCAUAGGUAAGAAGGUGGAGAGUUCCAGCGAAUCGGAUGAAGAAUACGAGACGUCUAUAUUCCAACCCGAUAACUGCGCGGAGAGCGGAACUUCGCUGCAGCUGCACUCGGAUUCGGAUAAUAACAUAGAGCAAGCGGUGGAGGUUACCGAGGAUUCUUCCAAGGACAGCUUUCUACCAAGCGUAGGCAUAGUAAUGGGUGGAUCUACUAACGAGAACGGGACAUCGACUAUGACUACUCUACUUACUGAAAGCGCUUCAGUGGUAAACGAUGAGCAGCUUUUGAGCAUCAUGAACAAUGUGACCAUGCAGAAUCCCGAGAUACAGAUCAAUUCUGGGAGCUUCGAGUGCAGCGACACUAGGAUGCAACCACCAACUAGUUUGAAACUGGACAAGAAGUACAGCCAUUCAUCAGGUGAGGUGCGCAACGAGGAGGUUACGACAGUUAGCGCGAAUACGACCGAGUUCGAGACUAACAUUUCGCAAUCGCAGAGCGAAUCUGCUCUCAAGAAUAAGCUUGUGAGUCUGACGAGUCCAGUGGCCAAUGCCACUAAAGAGUUGGUGCUAUCACCGUUCAGCAAGAUUGCAAAAGGUGUGCAGAAUUUAGGCGCCAAUUUGGAUCCGCGCAAGAUGAGCUCGGGUACUGUUAGAGGUAUCACCGAGAAGGAGUACGAAGAACACAAGAAGCUACAAGAGAAGUGGCUAGGCUGCAAAACUCGCCUGAUCGCUCUGUAAGGACGAAACUGCAACCCAGACUAGUUCAAUUUGUAUUCAAUUAUAUUUCUUUAUUAAUCCCCGCCUUCAAGUUACUACAACUACAUACCUACAUAAAUACACCAAUUAAAUUAUAUUGAAUCAGUAUUAGGAACGUACACAACUUAAGAAACAACAACAAAUUUAAACCAAUUUAUAUAUUUAAUAAUUAUAUAUACACCCUAUAUGAUAUACAAACUUAUAUAUGAUACAGAUAUUAUAUUGCAUAGCAUAACUGUGAAUGUUUUAGAAAAGCAUCCCAUGAUUGAACGAAAGCAGGUUUUUCAUUACAUUCGAACCGAAUUUUAUCGAAUUCGCAAUGGAAUAUUUUAUUGUGAUCGCAACACCAAAUUAUCAUUGUUAGUUAAUUAAUUUUAAAUCAUUUUUUAAGGUCAUUAUAAAUGAUCAUCAUAGUUAUCAAUUAAUUCAGAAUGUUUAUGUCAGUUAUUUUUGUUAAGAACAAAAAAAUC